GGUUCAACUUCAUGCCAGGAUGGAGAGGAAAAAGCAGCAGUUACUUUUAGGAAAGGAAACAAGCUCAGAAACUGCAAACCAGCCCUCUGAGAUGCUAAAAGAAAUAGUACUGAGGUGGUUUCUGGAGACACAGGCUGCAAUACUAGAGAAUGGUACUUUUCCUGAAUGGUUCCAUGGAUUCAUUACAAGAAAGCAGACCGAAGACAUGCUGAGACACAGAGAUGUUGGCUGCUUUUUGAUCAGACUAAGUGACAGAGCAAUUGGUUAUAUUCUCUCAUACAGAGGCAAGGAUCGAUGUCGGCAUUUUGUCAUCAAGCACUUGAGUAAUGGCCACUACGUUGUGUCCGGGGACACCUGCACUCAUGAAAGUCUUGCAGAAUUGAUAAGUUAUUACCAAACUUCUGUAAUUGAGCCGUUUGGAGAAAGUCUUACAAUUGCCUAUGAUAAGACAGCUGACAAAAGUAUAUAUGAUGACAUCGCUUGGGAUCAGAAAAAUAAACCAAACAAUAAGGCAAUAGCUUCCCUAUUAGCAAAGAAAAUGUCUGGUAGCUCAACAGCCACAGUACCAGUGGGUGACAUCUACAUCAAUUCUGAUCACAGUGAGAAACUCCUAGAUUUCUCUUCAAGAUCAAAGAUAUUUCAAGAUCAUUCGCAGAAUGCUGAGGAUUCUGACACAGCUCCACCACUGCCAGAGAGGAGCAGCUUGCUCACAUUUGAGACGUUCAGGCAUGACACAGACAAACAAGACCACAUCGUGUACGCAGAGCUGAACAAACGCCUUCUGACUGACACAGCCAGCGCGCUGAAGAUGCACGCUGCCGCAGAGGAACCCUCUGGAAAUUCAGCCUGCUUAUCAACCGAAACUCAGGGGAAACAUGGCACAAAGAUGAGCACAGCUUAUGCCACAGCCAAGCAAACUGAAUGUACACAUAGCAAAAAUACUGAUCUUCUACAGCCAUCUCCUCCAGAAAUCGUGUAUGCUGAACUUCAGCUGCAGCAGUGCAAAAAUCACUCAUUUCUUCAUAAUCAGACUCUCCACUCCCUACCUCUUCCUCUGUCAAGUGCUCCAGAAACGAAGCUGACAUUAAAUUAUCCUGCUUCUCUGCACUCUACGUUCACUCCAAAGUUACCCAGCAAAGCAAGAUUCACCACGGAGUCCCAAAGCUCAGAACAGCAACUUACAACCUAUGAAACCUCCCUCCACUUUAGUGAAGGCCUCAGAAAAUCUGAUGAGAAAGUCUCUUACGAAUCCCUGACACACAGAAUGUAUGAGCAGAUCGAGAAGAUGAAAUCUGGCUUUGAUAACGUGGAUAAGCGAAGAAGAUUUCUUUUCACUGACAAGAAGAAUAAAUCAUGAAGAUGGAAUGCUAUAUUUGCUUAAUUUUAUGGAUCACAGAAAGACAUACAAGGACAAAUCCUUUUAAUAAUUUCAACAAUGAGAAAAAAAAAUGCCUAUUUUCACUAUCAAAGUAAAGGUAGACACUAAAAAGCAAAUUCACCACUAUUGCUAUUAUCAGGGAAACAAAGCCUCAGCUGAGACAGCUCUCUCAAUCUCAAUUUUCAUUACCUCAAGCUAUGCAUUUUUAGGGCCAAAUCCCAAGAAUCCCAGAAUGACCCAGAAUCCAAGCUCAUCAGCAUGGAAUACAUGGUGGCAGAGGGUCUGGAGGUGCCUCACAUUUUGGAGAAGACAACAACCUUCAAUCUUCUGUGUUGGAUUAUUUCAAACUGUAAGAGGAGCAAGAUACCUUUUAUAAGGAUCAGCCAUAUAACUUUCCUUUUCUCACUGUGUACAGCAAUAAUGGCAGCAUUGCUUUCGUAUUUUUGCUGUGGCACUGGCUACUUACACGUUUUCAACACAGAAACAACAACGGAGGUGGAAAACUGCUAUUGAACCUAUGACAGAUUCUAUGCUAAUAAAAAACUCCAGCUAAUGGAAUAUGUGAAUUUUUACUCCUCCAUCAAUUUGACUGACCUUGUGGUGUUCUUCAUCAUCUUAGGCUGUAAACUCCUCUGAGGCAGGAACUGGCAUUUUGUUCUGUCUUUGUACAGGACCUAACACAAUGAAGUCCUGAUGAGGGGCUUAGAGUACAAAUUAUUAUAGAAAUGCUAAUGAUAUACUUAGGUACUUGUUUACAUUAAUUAAAGUAGUAUGUAUAUGCUAUGUCAAACAUUGAUAACUGAUUAUUACAGUACUUUUCAGUACUGUAUUUUUCACUCUAAACAAAAUCUUUGGUUUGAUUAUAAUCUUCCCUUUUGCAUAGCUAAACUCAACUAGCUGAGUUUAAUUCUAACAUAACCUUGUGAGAAUCGAAGAAGAAUCAAGCUCUUUGAACUUAAGUUUAUUUGGAUAUUUAUUUAAAAUCUUGAUUUGGAUGUCUGGGAAACAGACAGUCAUUCAUACUUUUUCUCAGCUUAGAACUAAAUGUAUCAUUUAAAUGAGAAAUAAAUUAUAUAUACUUUUUAAAAUGUA
Molecule: messenger RNA, 2470 nt
Organism: Dromaius novaehollandiae (emu)
Lineage: Eukaryota; Metazoa; Chordata; Aves; Casuariiformes; Dromaiidae
Gene: SH2D7
Product: SH2 domain containing 7
Exons: 6
Coding region: 20-1357 (445 amino acids)
Cellular component (GO): cytoplasm
Source: RefSeq, a predicted model, not a curated record